AUGCCUCUGCGAAGCUGGAGGAGGAGGAGGCAUACAGUGAGAGAAGGAAGGAAAGGAGAAGAGAGCAACACAGGAGGGAAUCAUCUGGGGAGAACAGGGGCUGGCAUUGGUGGCACCAAAAGUGGUCGUUUCUUGAUGCGCAGAUUACUCAGAAAGCAGCUCAUGGUUUCUUUUGCUCAGAAUUCCUAGGAGCUGAUGGAGAGCAGAGCAACCCCAGCAGCCCCUACAAGCAGCCACUCGGCCCAAGGGAGGGGACAAUGGGACCACUGCCUCCAGCAUCACUUGGGAAAGUAUUAGCUACCUGGUUUUGGCAGGAGGACUGCUACCGAAACCAAAAGCACAAGAACAGUACCAAAAGUGCUGAGUAACUUUCCUUACUCUGCCUCCUGAAUUGGGAGUCUGUCUGGAGUAGGAAAGGGUCAGAGGGAGCCAGUGCUGACAGCUGAGAGCUUAUCGGCGCAAGCGGAACAGCGGGUCCACGCAGCCCUGUGCCAACUGUGUGUGGACCAUCCUUCACCUGCCCCAGAUGGAACUCUCACCUGCCACCACCUACAAUCCUCAUGGGGUUGGAAACAGAAUCGUGUUAUUGGCAACCUAAUGCUUCUGCGGACAUCGACCUGGCACAUGAAGAAGAUGGUCACUCAUCUGGCAUCAAACACAGACAUGUGGUUCUAACCAAACCUUAGUAGAAAGGGGGCUACGCAACCCCCCGCCCGAGUCCUGGACCGAGUCCUCCAGCCCCUGCCUCCGAAGGCUGUGCUGCGGGGAAGUUACUAUGCAGCUUGGACCGUUGUGUGUAGUGGUGGUUUUUCUCAGCUUGGUGGAUCUGGCAGACAACAGUCAGGGCACCAGGAGCAGGAGCAGCAGCAGCAAGGCACCAAAGGGCAAGAGGCAGAGGCGAAUCAGCACUGAGAUGAGCCAGGGCUGUGCCAAGGGGUGCGAUUUGUGCUCCGAGUUCAACGGGUGCCUCAAGUGCUCCCCCAAACUCUUCAUCCUCCUGGAGCGGAACGACAUACGCCAGACCGGCAUCUGCCUCCCCUCCUGUCCGCUGGGCUAUUUCGAUGUGCGCAAUCCAGACAUGAACAAGUGCAUGAAAUGCAAAAUCGAGAACUGUGAGGACUGUUUCAGCCGAAACUUUUGCACCAAGUGCAAAGAAGGCUUAUACUUGCACAAAGGAAGGUGCUACAUGGCCUGUCCUGAGGGCUUCUCGGCUGCCAACAGCACGAUGGAAUGCAGCAGCCCUGCACAAUGUGAAAUGAGCGAGUGGGGCCCCUGGGGCCCUUGCUCAAAGAAGCAGAGGUUGUGUGGGUUCCGGAAAGGCAAUGAAGAGCGUUCCAGGAAGGUCCUCCAGGCAUCCUCCGGGGACAUGUCCGUCUGUCCUGCUGUCAGAGAGCGCCGGAGAUGCACCGUGCAGAGAAACCAAUGUCCAGAAGGGCGGAAGAAGAAGAAGGAGCAAGAAAACGCGAAUGAGGACAGGAGUCGGAAAGAUGGCAAGGAAAGCAGGACUGGUGCCAAGAGGAGGAAAGGGCAGCCCAGGGGCACACCAACACCUGCUGGCCCUGCUCAGUAGCUGCCCUUCCACCUCUGCAGGAUGGCAAACCUCCAUUGCUGCUAUGGACACAUUGCUUCUGUCGAACCAGAAGGCUGCACCACAAAGACUGGACAGAGGUGGCCAGACAGCCAAGCCAGAACUCUUUGGCGCAUGCAUGGGCUGGACGGAGGGGAAAUGCAGGCCCUCCGCACCCAACACGGGAGACUGGCAGCAUGCAGAUUCCUCCGGAGGAGGAGGGCAAUGGAUCCUCCCAGGCAUCCUCUCCAAGUACCAAAACCUGAGAGAGCCAGUGAGCAGAUAUCUCCAGCUGAAGAGCUGCCCACGAAAAUAGGGCAGGAAGCAGUUUCCGGCUCAAAGGCGGAGGCUGGAAUGGGUUUGCUCAAGAUCUGGAGAAGCACCAAGGCUUCCUUCCUUCCUCCCUCCCCUCCCUUCUGUGAUUCAAGCUGUACCACUGAGAACAUAUGUGUCCCAUGUUGGUGAUCCAUGUUCAGGAGCAUCUGCUCCAAAACUGCUUCCAAAUGUCAAAUUAAAAGAAACCAA
Molecule: messenger RNA, 2092 nt
Organism: Sceloporus undulatus (fence lizard)
Lineage: Eukaryota; Metazoa; Chordata; Lepidosauria; Squamata; Phrynosomatidae
Gene: RSPO1
Product: R-spondin 1
Exons: 6
Coding region: 776-1570 (264 amino acids)
Source: RefSeq, a predicted model, not a curated record